AGAGAUUACAAAAAAUGCAAGAAGCUCUAGUGAUCAAGCAGUCAUUGAAAAACUUGGUAGUAUGUUAGAAGAAAUUAUAAAGAGGCUCACUAAGAUUGAUGAAAGACAACAAGAGGGUUAA
This is a messenger RNA of Dentiscutata heterogama, 121 nucleotides long. Lineage: Eukaryota; Fungi; Glomeromycota; Glomeromycetes; Diversisporales; Gigasporaceae. The record is from the annotation of a GenBank genome assembly.